GCAGGAGUUCUGGCAGAUGAAGCAGGCGCGCGGCGCCGACCUGCGCAACGGCGCGCUCGUCAUCUACGAGUCGGUGCCCGCCUCCAGCCCGCCCUACGUCUGCUACGUCACGCUGCCCGGCGGCUCCUGCUUCGGAAGCUUCCAGAACUGCCCGACGAAGGCGGAGGCGCGGCGCAGCGCGGCCAAGAUCGCGCUCAUGAACUCCGUGUUCAACGAGCACCCGUCGCGCCGCAUCUCCGACGACUUCAUCGAGAAGGCGGUCGCGGAGGCGCGCGCCUCCUUCAAGGGUGACCCAGAGGAGGCGGACAACCCAAACACUGGCAUCGGCGCCUUCCGGUUCAUGCUGGAGACGAACAAGGGGCGCACAAUGCUGGAGUUCCAGGAGCUGAUGACAGUGUUCCAGCUGCUGCACUGGAACGGUUCGCUGAAGGCGAUGCGCGAGCGGCAGUGCUCGCGGCAGGAGGUGGUGGCGCACUACUCGAACCGCGCGCUGGACGACGACAUGCGUUCGCAGAUGGCGCUGGACUGGAUCGCGCGCGAGCAGGAGAACGCGGGCGCGCUGAGUCGCGAGCUGCGGCAGGCCGAGCGCGAGCUGGACGCGGCGCGCCUCGCCGGCCGCGAGCUGCGCUUCCCCAAGGAGAAGAAGGACAUCCUGAUGCUGGCGCACUCGCAGGCCGGCGCCGGCUCGCUGCACAGCUAGGCCGGCCGCCGCCCCCACCCCGCCCUGCACUGCCCGCCGCGUCGCCUGCGCACCUCCCGCCCUCGACACAGUAACAAUCGUACCUUCUUCCGAAACAAUCGAGUGCUCUUCAUUACUUACGUAGUGGCUCCAUUCUUUCGUUUUUGGAUCUCAUCUUUUUAUCCUCUGGCUACGAUUGCCUGGACGCCCUAUCCUUCUCCUCUGGCUACCACACUCACUGGAUUCUCUCUUCAUAUUCUCUAGCUACCAUACUUAACUCAUUGUUUGUAUAUCCUCUCCGUAAGCUCUGGACACCACACCUAAAUCAUGUUUGGAUGCUUAUAGCCUCUGACUACCGUACCAAAGUCAUUGUCUGCAUGCCUCUCCAUACAUUCCAGCAAUCAUACGUAACUCCUACUUUGGAUGUCCUCUCCAAACCCUCUGCCUACCAUACAUAACUCAUUGUUGGUACGUCCAGUCCAUAUCCUCUAACAUACUUCACUUAUUAUUUGGAUGUCCUCUCUAUAUCUUUGGGCUGCCACACCUAGCCCUUCGUCUGAACGUCCAUAUCGCCUGGCUACCAUACCUAACUCAUUGUUUGAAUGUCCUCUCCACACCCUCUGCCUACCAUACUUCACUCAUCGUUUAGAUGUGCACUCCAUAUUCUCUUCCUAACAUACCUAAUGUGACGCUUCCACGGACCAGUCUUCAAUGCCACCUCAUCACACUCCUUGGGCUCCACGAACCAAAUCAAGAAAGACAAUCACCACUGUCAGUGUCACUUUUUAUGUUUAUUCGGAUAACUGGUUCACUCUUUCUUACAUGCCAUUUUAAGAUUCGUAUCUAACUGAUGCGCAUUACAGCUCCUCAGAAAGGCGAGCAUUGCGUUAAAAAGGAAUAAACAUAAGAAGUGAUCCGGACAAUGUUCGUCUUUCUUCAUUGUAUUGAAAGUGGUUAUGGUGCCAUCAUAUAUCAUGCCUACCAUUAUUUUCAACCAGUAUAAAACAGUGGACUCUGCACCGCAGCCUCUUAUGACGUGGCGAAGUCAACGUUAAGGUUUCUAAUUUAAGUUUCUUAAGUGUCGUGUUACUUGACUCAUAUGCUGUUAUGCUGUUUAGAAGACACUGGGUGUAGCCCAAGCAACUAAACUGUCUGUCUGGUGAUGAGAACAGUAUGGUUCUGUGCUCAUUUUUUCAACAGUUGAGAUGACCUAUUGACACAUAAAUAACAAAUAAAAUACGAACACAAAUAUAGCUUUUUACAGUUUGCACUAUUAUUACACAAUAAUACUAUUAUUAUUCAAGAAUACAUCUUCUUAUUUUACGCAACCUAGGUUUAAAGUUACAUGCCAAUUUCCUAGAGUUACUGUUUCGCUGAUGUGAUUCGUAUCUUCUGAUGUGUUGUGGAAUAAAGAAUCUAUAGCAACCAUAGAAAUUAAGAGACCACGCGAAGUACAUGGAGAUUUCACACCAUUGAAAUCGACCUGUCAAUAUCUCAAAUCAUUGUUUAAUUUUUCUGAUGUACACUGUAAGACAUCUAUAUAACACUUACUUUCUCUUGUUGUUAUAGGCUAUUUUGCUUCAUAAUACAUCAAAGAACACAAAUAACAACUAUGAAAGAGGAACACUUAAAAUGGAGUUCCAACUCAAAAUCUGCAGCGUGUAAAAUAUAAAGUCGUAAAGCACACAUAAAAUAUAUGUUGUCUUGUAUAAUAAUUACUGUAUUUGACUAAGAGCCAAUGGUAAAUUAACAGAACUGUAUCAUUGCAUUCUACACUGUGAGGAUGGAUUGCAUAAAAAUAAAGAACAUAAAUACUCUCGAAAUAUUGCACCUCAGAUAGUUCCACAAUACACUGUUUUACUUCCAGGCAGAUAGUUUCUUUGACCAAACUGUGUAUCCUCGUCGCAAGCAAUGUAUAUAGGAUGUAUUUUUCUUGAAAUGGAGGUGCGUCCAUCCUGUUGAGGACCAUAAGCACCCAAACGCAGUCCACUACGAAUACAUCUGUUGUCAAUCGAAAGGCACAGUUUAUUGGAUGGGGCCACCAUUCUUGAAAUAUGAUACCACUCGCAUCACAUUCAGAUACUCCCGACGGAAUUGUAUUCAUGUCAGUCUUUUAUCAGUGAAAGCGAAGAUGCCUCUGGUUCUGGGAGAGGGAUUUAUUCAGUAUUAGAUAAUUAUCUAUCCACUGAAAAACUGACAUUAAUGCGUGUUAUACAAUACUCUGCUAUUUAGUAGCACAGUUUCGUAUUCAGCAAACAAGUACUUAGUGUUGUCCUGCUGCUUGCAGUGACUUGGCUAAAUAUCAAAACAUGCAUGCAACAUUUGUAACGAGACGACAGGAGAGAGUUGCAUUUUACUCUUAAUGAGGACACCAUUGUGUACGGAGCCAUGACAGAAACGCAAAAAUUACCUGAAGAUCUUGAUAUUUCAGAUACACAAACUCUGUUAUUUUGUCGCCCUGUUCAGGGUGAAAAAUAAUAUUGUGUUCUCCGCAAUUAAUAAAAAGAAAUGAUCCAUUCGGAGUUAGAGCGCAUAAGAAGAGACUUCCAUUCCAUUUUAAGUUCUUUCAGACUGUUGUUCCUACUAUUCUAGGAAUUUACAGCAAUAUCUGCCGUUCGAAACGUAUCAUUCCGCCUUACUUCUAGCACCUCAGCAAACAUAAAUCUGUUUUCUCUUUAGGUGUCGUAUCAGUUGAAAGCCCUUCUCAUUACGUGUCUCGUCUGGUCUGCAAACUCCUUAUAAGGACGAAGAAAGAGUGCACAUUGUAAAAUGAAGAAGAAAGUGCAGACCGAAGUGCAAGACGAACCACGAUAUUUACGAACGGAUGUGAUAGGCUGAACUAAUAUUUAUUCGCUGGGGACUGGAGGUAAUGCGCAGCCUUCUGCUACUCUCGUGUCCGGCGGCAGUGCAGUGACGAAACUAAGGCACCUCCUGCCAUCUACCGAUAUGCCUAACUUCACAGGAUCAUCGUGUGGUGCAAUACACGCUUAACAAAACUAAAAAGGUUAAUGAAUUAUUUUGUACUUAUUAAUGAUCUCAUUCAGUUUAUGAUUGAUUCUUUUUUGUAAUUAAAUUUGUCAAUUGCUUCGUUAAGGAAAAGAAAUAUCUCUGAUGUCUUUCUGGUCGCUUAAAAAUUAACCUGAAAUAUGAUGCCUUAAAGGGGAGUCGAAUACUGUACUUUGCGCAGAAACUUUGACUUCAGCCGUUCGUGCUGUACAGUGUAGAUUGCUCAGCUCGCUUGUUCAGUGGACAUCGACGACGAGGAAUUGGUAUCACCAUCAGCCGUUCCUCUUCUCUUUGACAGUCACGACACGAGAUGCCGAUGUAUUGUUCACCGUCAGUGCUCAUACUUGCUUCCGUUUUCCGUGAGUCGGAGAAGCUUGUAUCGUUUUACGAAAUAAGUAUUAUGCACGUUUUUGUGCCAGUAAUUGUUUUCAUAUGAUACAAUAACUUAGUUACUUGUCUGAUAGAGUCGGAAUCCUGAUAUACUGGUCUAUUGCGAGUCUAGCAACUCAUGGGGACUUACAGUCGUAUAAAGAGAGAGUAGAACUAUCGUAAAAUCUUCGCCAUCGGCCUACAACGUGCAAGGGGAAUUUCACAACAUAACAUUGUUAUCUUAAAGAUACGAGAGUGAGCUGCCUAAACCAUCAACAUAUUUGAUUUUGAUAUCAAGUCAGGACUCUAUCACACCAGAAAGUGACUGAAUGCUCAUUGCACUUUCCCGUAAACAUGCCGUGUCGUACAACAGGAUGCGAUGAACAUUUCAUGCCUGUGGAUGACGGUCUCUCCAAUAUGAGGCACAAUUCAGUCACUCUCAAAGUCAACCGAGCGAGGUGGCGCAGUGGUUAGACACUGGACUCGCAUUCGGGAGGACGACGGUUCAAUCGCGCGUCCGGCCAUCCUGAUUUAGGUUUUCCGUGAUUUCCCUAAAUCGCUCCAGGCAAAUGCCGGGAUGGUUCCUCUGAAAGGGCACGGCCGACUUCCCUCCCUAAUCCGAUGAGACCGAUGACCUCGCUGUCUGGUCUCCUUCCCCAAACAACCCAACCCAACUCUCCAAGUCAGAUAACCUUCCAACUGGAGAGUCAAGAGAUAUAUUUACAUCAGAUGAUAUAUUUACUUCAUAAUAAUCGGAAUCUAUCUCUUUACGAAUUCUUCAGUCAAUAGUGAGGAAGUAGGGCGAAAUCUGGCAUCGGUCUUCAACUGCAAUGGAGUGAGGACGUAUAUUCUUUAAGUUGUCGUAGGCGAGAUUAUAGAAUUUCUGUAGUUUGCAGAAUGUUUUUUAAAGAGGAAGAAAUGAUUACAACAAAAGACGAGCAGACGUCAUUUAACAUACACGGAAAUAAGGACAAAAUAAGUCCUGUUGUGGAAGAAUUCAGUAAGAAAAUAGAAAUAUCAAAUAUUUAAAUGCGAAGGAAAAUAGAAAUAAAGUUCAAGAAGAUUCAGUUUUCUAUCCAGACGAUGCUAAACUGAACCUCCCUUACAUCUGGAAGCCAGAUGCUUGACUGAGUUUAAUUCGAAAUUUUUAAUACCGAAGGUAAAACUCCACGUUCUUGCCCCUACCUGGCAGUUUUAUUCUAUCGCGAUGGCUGGCUACAGAAAUCACUGAUGAGUAACUCGACCACUCAAGAGUACAAGAUCUUUGUAACAGAUACAGCAGUCUUUCUGCACACAAUAAAACAGUGAGAUGUUAUUGGAGGAAAAGCAAAGAUGAACUACUUUCCGGAACCCUCUUGGCAUGAGGGACAUGGCGUGUUCGGUGGGAAAUCAGUGAGGACUGGGCUGCCAAAUGCGGAUACAAGCUGUGGGCGCACACUCCCCACAUUCUCGGGGCCGCGCCUUGCUUUGCAUUACCUCCACCUUGCUGUCCGCCAUUUAAUUACGCCUGCAUGCUGCCAAGCCAGCCUGCAAAACCGCGCCUUCCUCGCGAGGACGUGCACCACAUUCCUGAUGCAGCGAAGUCCUUCCCCUAGACUCAUUACGUCCUGCAACAGUGACCGAACGCUCGACGCUCUUUCCCGUACAAACCGACGUGUGGUACUGCUGACGGUAGUGGGUGGAAGCGCUGAACAUUACAGCCCAGUGGAUGAUGGACUCUCCAAAAUAAUUCCGUCACUCUCAAAGUCAGGUAUACUUCCUGACGGAGAUACUCUCAUCUUCAGGAGUUACGUGAUACAUCUACAUCACAAUCAUGUUAAUUUAUCUCUUUAAGAAAUCUUCGUGCAAUAAGGAGAGAGCGGUGCAAACUCCCGCAUCGGUCUUCAACUACAAGUGGGUUUUGGAACGUAACUGAUAUAUCAAAGAUGCCUGAGGGUUUCAGGUGAAGCACCUAGAACAGAAAAUACGUUUUUAUUUUUGAAUUUAUUCCGAGACUCUGUCUUUUGUACGAGACAGUCAGUGGCUUGAAUGACUGUACUACUCCGUAAAUAAAGACAGGGCCAAAACCAAGCAGUUCAGAAGAUAUCUUAGUUCAGUAGUCCCAAGAAGAGUACUAUUUUCCCAUACUACUUACACUGAAAUAGGGGCCAACACCAUUACUUUUGGAAGCUCAGAGGAAACUUAAUUUGGAAACUGAUCUGUCGCCAUUGAAAUUAUUCCACAGAUGCUAUCAAUUUGUUGGAUGUAAUACUGUCUGAAUGUAAAUGUUGUUAUCGCAAGACUCUGAAUCUGCUUCACUAGCAUAACGCAUUAUUAAAGUUAGCGCCACAUUUAUGCAAGGAUUAGUAGUUUACGUUCGUUCCCGACUGUAGAAGGGGACUUUAGUGUUCUACUGUGCCACUGGACAGUUAGUCAAGUUCAUUCUGGAAGUUCAAAAAUUUAAAUAAUUGAUAAACAAAGGCAAUGCAGUGUAUACUGUUCUGCCUCUAGUUCAAAGUACUGGAAACUACGGAAUCCUACUUCCACCGUUAAGAUGACUGUCUUCAGAUUUAUCUUCAGAGACAAUAGUCUAACAGAACAGCCACUGGUAUGUUGUUUUAGUGCGCGAGGGAGGGAGAUAUUUAGAUCUGCUAGUCCAGAAAAUGAAGUACAAAAGCGCUGAGUUAUUUGACGAAUUAACUCGAGAAAGUUGCGACAUAGAUUAAUGAUCAAGUUGGUUGAGAAUUUCUUUCUUAAAAUUAUUGAACAAAACGAUGUGUGAAAUUCUCCUCUGUCUAUUACAGUUUAAGCAUUUCAUAGUUUAAGAUAUGUGGCGUCUCUGGGUGGGAAACAUUUUUAGAGAGAGGCAGUGUAGAAAGAUGGGAGGAAAGGAGACUGAUGAUUGUGAGCAGUCGUGAGUGAAGUAUUGGGGCGUUGGAGAGGUGGGCUGUGGUUGUGUUGGAGAGAGGGAGAGGAGAGGUAAUUGGGAUGGAAAAGACAGUGACAGCGAACAAAUGCAGGGCGGAGCAUCAGGAAUUCCAGUGUCCUGUCACGAAGUUGGUGGCAGCCGGCGCGAUCUAUAUUCUUCCGAAUCCGCACAACAGUGCAACGACGAGGAGCGACGAAGCAGGAAAAGAGGUGGAGACGGGCAGAGGAGGGGAAGUCCCGCGACGGCCGCAUUUGCAUAAUAGCUCCGAGGCGAUCAGAGCGGCCGAGCCAGCCAGCCGGAGCACCAGCCUGCAGCCAUUGACCUGAACUGGUUGGAAUGUGGCUUAAUAUGUCCAAUAAUGAGGGCCUGUGAAAUUAAUAUAAUAAAAUUGAGGAGGCAGUGAGGAAGAGGAGGAGCAGUACGCGGAGAGACGGGGUGGUGGGAGGAGAAGAGGGGAGAGGGCAGAAAAGGCAGAAAGUCGUGGAAGAGUGGGGGUAGAGCCCAGCUGUGCACUCGAGGGGCUGCAACGGCGGGCAGGCGGUAGUGUGCCGUCAGGGCCGAACGCUCCUAGUGCCUCUCACAAUUCCAGGCUCCAUAGGCUUCGACAUCCGGUGCACAUCUGUUCUUAAAUUUAUCGUCCUCCUAAAAUUAUACAGACUAACUGAAUUGUCUUCUGACUGCUCGCCUUAUCCAUUCUCCUUACUCUUUCUUUUCUUAUUAGUUUCCACCUCAGUUCAUGGACUUGUAGCUUGUUGCACCACAAGCUCUUUUUUUUACUUGCUCCACGUUUAAUUACUCCCUUACAACAUGUACCAUUCUUCUGUUCAUCUGUGAUGUUAUUGUCAUAUAACUGUACAUAUGAUAUGUGUAUUUAUUUUUUCUUCAUGUCUUAUUUGGUUACGCACAUUUUUGGUUGGCUCCUUUCAUUCUCUUCAAAAAUUCUGUCCUUGUCACUAGUUUCCUCUUGUGAUUUUGAUCUACAUGUUAAAUAUCAGACUUCACGUAGUGUUACAAAAUACAACUUUUUGUUUGUUUGUUUUGGAAGUCCAUCUUUUUGCCCUUAGUUGGUUUGUCCAUUAUUGUGUAAGUCACUAUCAUUUAAAAUUAGUCUCAUAAUUUGGUGGUGUCACAGCUGCAUACAUUUAUACUAUGCAGCUGCAAGUUACAUCUGCAUCAUUAUUUUGGAGAGAACGACACUUAAAAUGUACUGGGACGCCAGUGAUAGUUCAAAUCCUUGUUUUGAAAAUGAUUCAUCUUCCAGCACAAUCACAACCAAUUUAAAUAGGAAAUUACUGAUUAUGACCACCAAGUAACAAUUUCAGGUCAUAAGACACACCAGCCACCAUGAGCAAUCUUUCUAAAUUGAAUACCAUAUUAAAACUUAGGAAACUUCUGAAGUUGGCCUAUAGAAUUAAUGUAAUGACAAAUUUCGAAUUUUAAGCCCGAAGGGAGAUACGUUACGACUAAACUCCAUAAACAGGUAUCUUAAAUUAAGUGAGAACUGGCAGCCGAUCAGCAGAAUGUUGUUCGUAACAGAACUGAUAAAUGUUUUUAACACUACACUUCCCUGUACUCCUAUCUGGUAAGAGAAAGCCAUUUUACCAACGACGCCGUCAACUCAAUAGUUACUCCAACACAGGUAUCUUAUAUGUCAGGUAAAACUGAAAAAAUUGAUACUAAUUAGGAGAAUAAAGCUAUUAGCCACCUCACUGUGCAAUUCACAGCCCGAUUUUCACAUAGAUAAACUCGAAUAUUUCUGUUACUAUGAUGAUCGUAGUACUGACUGAUCUAUCUUACCGCUCUUAUGAACAGAUGAAAGUAUUCACAUGUAUAAGAUUCAACUUGACACAUCUAGCUGACUCUGUUUUCUGGGGGAAAAACAAAAGGACAAAUGAAAGCAAAUUUUCUGCGCAAGGUACCAAUGUUAUUUAUUCCGAAUUAAUAACUAACAUUUUUAUCUUAGUAGGCUGUUAGAGAUAUAAUCUAAUUUACAAUUACAGUUGUAAUUUACAUAGUUUAUUUGUUCAUCAUGCUAAAGAGUCCCUGAUCUUAUUUAAAUGAAUAAAAUUUGUAAUUGCAACAUAAGCUUACAAUUGUUUUCUGUAUUUAAUUGGUGAUGCUAUAGAGUAUGAAAAGUUUUGAACUGAAUUCGUAAUGAAACGAUAUAGUGAAAAAACUUCUACAUUGUGAUAAUGAUUGUUUAGUAGUAGUUUAUUAUAUAGAUGAACCCAAUUCAAAAUCUGAUCUGCAGAAACUGUCUUAUUAAUUAUAUUUUUUGUAACUGACAAUUUCUUCAGAUCAAUAAGGGUUUGAAGACUGCUGUUGAUAUGUGUUUUACUAACACCUUUGGGUUUUGGUGAAGUGAUACUGUCUUAAGAAAUCAUUCUCUCUUUUGAUGACUUUUGGUACCAUAAUAUAUACUGCAAUAAGCUAAUUUCUGCGAAAAGAUACAGAAAAACUGAAGAGUUACAACAUAUCUUUAAAGUUAACUAUAUGUUAUAAAAACUUGUCCAUGGUUCUUCAGAAGCUAUAAAUCCAGAUAAGUGAUCGUAUUUACAAUGCUUCAAUCAAAAUAGCAUUAAGAUGAUUUUAAUAUUUAUCUUCAAAAUAGGCAUAUCAUUUUUGUAUUUUAAUUAAAUUCCCAUGAAAUCUUUCGUGAGUUUCAAGUUCAUAUCCAAAAACAAAUUCCCGCUGAUCGAUUUUAACUUUGAAAUAUCUCUAAACAACAAUUACAGAUCUGUACAUCUUCUUUUUAAUUUAAACUAUAAUUUUUCAAAACCUGUAACUGUAUUCAAUCAUAUAUUAUGUUUUAAAUAUUUAUUUCAUGUAAAUUAAUAUCUUAAUUGCUAAAUUAAAUAUAAAAGUGUUAUUAUAAUUGAUAUAUGUGUGUGCCACUUCUUGUAUUUAGUUUCAAUGGAGUUAACUCCUAGAAUAUGUUGACUGAACUGUGUGUAAUUCUUUAUGUAGGGGACAUGAGUGAGACAAGAAGCCUGUUUUGCAACAACAAGUUGAUGUCCCAGCAAAUCUGUGAUAGGGUUAUUGAUUAUUGCAUAAUGUUUUAUGUGAGUGGUUUUUCAUAUGUAAAUGUGUUUUUGAUGUAAAUAGUGCCAUAAACUUAACAUGAUUUCAGCUUCAUUAUAGAGGAACUGCACUCUUAUAUAAUAAUGACAUACUGUCACUACAAGUAAUAUUGAUAAAGAGCAGAUGGUGGUGGUUACAGCAACAACAAGGUGAUAAGUUAUCAUUGUACUCAGCUCAAUUCAUAGGGCCCCAAACUGUGGGCGUGGACCAUUGUAAUAUAUGCUUGCUAAAAGAGACAGCACCUUUGUAUAACUAAUCUGAAGGAAAUAAAGCCAAUAAAACAAAUGAAA
Messenger RNA from Schistocerca nitens (vagrant locust), 10333 nucleotides. It is a transcript of the gene lft, whose product is annotated as LIX1-like protein. Gene Ontology annotation, biological process: autophagosome maturation. Gene Ontology annotation, cellular component: cytoplasm. Bases 17 to 700 code for a protein of 227 amino acids. Lineage: Eukaryota; Metazoa; Arthropoda; Insecta; Orthoptera; Acrididae. The record is from RefSeq and is a predicted model, not a curated record. The transcript is spliced from 3 exons.